AUGGCGUCUUCGAGCGGCAGUGUGCCACCAGGGUUCAGAUUUCAUCCGACAGAUGAAGAGUUGCUGCAUUACUACUUGAGAAAGAAGUUGUCCUUUCAAAAGUUUGAGAUGGAGGUGAUUAGAGAAGUAGAUUUGAACAAGAUAGAGCCAUGGGAGUUGCAAGAAAGAUGCAAGAUUGGAUCAACACCACAAAACGAGUGGUAUUUUUUCAGUCACAAGGAUCGGAAGUACCCAACAGGAUCAAGAACGAAUCGAGCGACAAAUGCAGGAUUUUGGAAGGCAACAGGGAGGGAUAAGUGCAUUAGAAACAGCUACAAGAAAAUUGGAAUGAGGAAAACCCUAGUUUUCUAUAGAGGAAGAGCUCCCCAUGGCCAAAAAACAGAUUGGAUCAUGCAUGAAUAUCGCCUUGAAGAUGCUGAUGAUGCUCAGACAUCCCUUACUGAAGAUGGGUGGGUGGUGUGCAGGGUUUUCAAGAAGAAGAACUUAUUCAAAGUGGGAAAUGAAAACUCAAACAUGAACUCAUCGUCCUCCGAACAUCAUCGUCAUCAACUCAAUAAUGCAUCAAAUCCUAAUCACUCUCACUUUAUCCAUAGAGAAAAUCAAUACCUAAUUCGCCAAUACCACAAUCAACAACAACCAUUUGAACUCAACAAGACAACUGAACUAGCCCUACAUUACCGCACCCCCACACCUCCUCAAUACUCUCUUUUCCAACCCCAAACAAUAGUUCCAAACUUCUCAAAUCUCCCUUCAGACUCCCCAAUGGUGAAGCAACUUUUCUCGAACCCUAGUCAUGAUGGUGGCGAGAGCGGCAGUGAGAGUUUAAGGUACCAUCAUCAUCAAGGUUGUGAGCCAGGAGUAGAAGUUGGAACUUGUGAACACACAACUCAUCAGGUGGUUAUAAUGGGGAGAGAUGAUCAAACGAGCUUGAACGACUGGACAAUGCUUGACCGAUUGGUUUCUGAUGAUUCCACAACAAAGGGGGUGAGAUUUGAAGAUGCAAAUCAUCAAAUUAACCAGCUUUCACAGCGAGGGGAGAUGAACUUUUGGGGGUUCGAAAAAUAGUUGUACGUGUAAUAUUUAAUU
Mangifera indica (mango) is the source of this 1086-nucleotide messenger RNA. Its product is annotated as protein BEARSKIN2. Gene Ontology annotation, biological process: regulation of DNA-templated transcription. The record is from RefSeq and is a predicted model, not a curated record. Lineage: Eukaryota; Viridiplantae; Streptophyta; Magnoliopsida; Sapindales; Anacardiaceae. Gene Ontology annotation, molecular function: DNA binding. The transcript is spliced from 3 exons. Bases 1 to 1065 code for a protein of 354 amino acids.